Molecule: messenger RNA, 3429 nt
Organism: Fopius arisanus
Lineage: Eukaryota; Metazoa; Arthropoda; Insecta; Hymenoptera; Braconidae
Gene: Flo2
Product: flotillin-2
Exons: 8
Coding region: 287-1561 (424 amino acids)
Biological process (GO): regulation of myoblast differentiation; protein localization to plasma membrane
Cellular component (GO): cytoplasmic vesicle; flotillin complex; plasma membrane
Source: RefSeq, a predicted model, not a curated record
UUCCGUUUGGGCAGUGGCUUUCGGGUAGAAUCAGAGGAAACUCCGUGAAAAGGGAUAGAAGACGAGUGAAAUAAGAAAGAAGAAUAAAAAAAGUGAAGGUUUUGACGUAGUGUAUCGUGAAUUAUAGUUUAGCCUUUCGGUUUCACAUGGGAAUAAGUCCUCAUUAGUGCCAAUUAGAAAACAUUGAUCGGAUAAUUUGUGUUUAGUGUCUUGUGGACCUCAGUGUAUUUACAAUUUUUAUCCCCAGGAAAGGACAGCACAAGGAUAACAUUACAUCGGUUUUACCAUGGGAAACGUACACACUUGCGGUCCAAAUGAGGCUCUUGUUGUAUCAGGAGGAUGCUGUGGCUCUAUGAGGAAACGAACGAUAGUGGGAGGAUAUGCCUUCUGCUGGUGGUUCGUCACAGAUGUCCAGCGUCUCUCUCUCGAGGUGAUGACCCUCAACCCCGUCUGCGAGAGUGUCGAAACAGCUCAGGGUGUUCCCCUGACUGUUACAGGUGUUGCCCAGUGCAAAAUAAUGAAAGCCGAUGAGUUACUGCACACCGCCAGCGAGCAAUUCCUCGGCAAAAGUGUUCAUGAAAUUAAGUCCACUAUUCUGUCAACCCUCGAGGGACAUCUUCGUGCAAUUCUUGGUACACUAUCGGUGGAGGAAGUUUAUAAAGAUCGCGACCAGUUCGCGACUCUCGUCCGAGAAGUAGCAGCUCCAGAUGUCGGUAGAAUGGGCAUUGAAAUCCUCUCGUUCACCAUCAAAGAUGUCUAUGACAAUGUCCAGUACCUUGCGUCCUUAGGAAAGGCUCAGACGGCAGCUGUCAAGAGAGACGCCGACGUGGGAGUAGCUGAAGCCAAUCGUGAUGCCGGGAUUAGGGAAGCCGAGUGUGAAAAAUCAGCGAUGGACAUUAAAUACAACACGGAUACAAAAAUCGAGGAUAACGCGCGCCUGUAUCAGCUGCAAAAAGCUAAUUUCGAUCAAGAAGUCAACACCGCCAAAGCUGAGGCCCAAUUGGCUUAUGAACUUCAGGCCGCCAAGAUCAAACAGAAAAUAAGGAAUGAGGAGAUUCAGAUCCAGGUUGUAGAGAGGCGCAAGCAGAUUGAAGUUGAAGAGCAGGAAGUACGUAGAAAGGAGCACGAGUUGAGGAGUACUGUGCGUUUACCUGCUGAGGCUGAGUACUACAAAAUGGGGAGAAUUGCGGAGGGAAAGAGAACGCAAACUGUAGAGAAUGCCAAAGCAGAAGCCGAGAAAAUUCGAUUACUAGGUGAGGCUGAGGCCCAGAGUCUUGAAGUUGUUGGAGUGGCGGAGGCCGAGAGAAUGCGCCUCAAAGCCGGAGUUUACAAAAAAUAUAAUGAUGCUGCAAUACUUAAUAUUGUUCUCAACGCGAUGCCGAAGAUCGCUGCCGAAGUUGCUGCACCACUUGCCAGGACAGAUGAGAUUGUUCUCCUCGGUGGUAACGAUGGAACCAGUGGUGAACUGACACGCCUCGUUGGACAGGUUCCACCUGCCGUUCAAGCACUCACUGGUGUUGAUCUUUCCAAAGUUUUAGCUAAAAUACCUGGAGCCAAGUAAUUCGUAAUAUGAUUCAUCAACGAGCGUUAACGAUCCAUCCAAUGAAUUCUACCCCACGUAUCCCCAGAGUGCGCACUGCAGCUGUGAAGAGAGGAUAUGUUUGAUUAUUACUGCCACCGAUUAUUCUCGCAACUCUGAUUCCACGUAAACAAAAAUGGAAUAUUCCACUCUUUCCUCUCUCUCUCGAAUUUUUCUACCUCAAUAUUCCUGGUAAAUACUUUGGAAAGGCGAGCUUUAAAUCUGAACAAUUACUUGCAUCGAGUUUAAUUCCAUCGGGCGAGAUAAUUAUCUGGAAGGGACCGUGCACAUAUUCACCACGAUGGUCCAGUCUCAAGGACACUUGACAUUCCGUUCGUUAGCACAAUCAAAAAUUAAUGUAUGGCCAGUCCAGGUGCGAAUUUAUCAACGAAAAAAUUAUUUUUACACUUUUUUAUUAUUUCGGUGGAAAAUAUUACGAGUUCUUUCCUGGGAAAUUCCUGAUUUAAUCAAUAUCAAUCUCAUUUAACAAAUUGAUGAAGUAAUCAAUUUUUUCUCCGACGACGAUUAUUUCUUUUAUUUAUCAGGAGAAUCCACUAAAAAAUUAUUUCUAUCCUCUCGUCAGUUCACAACUGAAUGAAAAUCCAUUUCCAUUUUAUUAACUCCAUGAAAUGAAAACGCGCAAUAACUCAAUUAUUUUCUCUCCCAAAACCACAAUCAUAGAAUAAAAAAAAAAAUCAGAGUUACAUCAAAAAUGAAAAUGAAAAGAGAAAAAAAUCAAUUGUGAUCCAGUAUGUCUUUUCGACCAUUGUGUUCAACAUGUGUAGGUAAUCUUAACGAUAAAAAUAACGCGAUUCUCCAGCACGAUCAUCUGGUUGACAAAGAAAUGAGAAAAAAAACAGCUGAGAAGAUACAGCAUGUACAUAAAUAGCUGGAGUCAAAAUGUACAUACACUUAGAUGACCCUGUAACUUCAAUCGUAAAUUGAUACCGCAUUUCUCUCAACACUCCACUGUAGCACCAGUGCGUCGGAUAUAUUUUUGGUGUAGAGAAAAAAAUCUGAAGAAAAAUGUAUGAAUAAGAAUUACAAAACGACGCAUCUGAGUACAAAGAUAAUCGUUGACUAAUUCAAUUUAUUAAUAAUUUUUAAUCUGAAAUUAAUUCGAAGCUAUCCAUCGUCUUCCUCUUGAGAUCUCAUGCCACUGGAACAAAAGUCGACUUUAAUCGUAUACUAAAAACCCAAAUCACCGAAAUUCCCCUCUAAAUUUCAGCAACGAAAUCGUAAACAACGAUUUUACCGUUUCGUUACUGAUUUUAUCUUGACUAAAUGAAUAUGUAAUGGAGAAAGAAUGGAAACCAUCAUGGGAAUUACUCGUCAGGUGAUCGUUUACUCUCGCGACAUGAUUGCAAUUAUAAUUAACUAAGUUGUAAUCCAGGAAAUAGUUACCCCUUGAUUCAGAAAAAUCAAGAAGGAUAUUUACGAGUAAUAAUUUUGGUAGUAAAAAAAUGUGUUCGAAUUUCACUCUUUCGAAAGCUUUUAGCAAAUUAUGUGUGUUUGUGCAAAAUAACUACUUGUCAAUAUUUUCUAUUGUCUACCAAAAACAAAUACUAAAGCCUAUUCGAAUUAAUUAACGGAUAAAUUUAAGUUUUGAGUGGAGCACGUGUGCAAAAAAAAAGUUACAACUCUUUUUUAAUGCUUCGAUGAAUGAGAUUUAUAAAAUUAUUUAAUAUUAUAGUUAAGUUGCUCUUGGAACCCCAGAAAAAAUGAAAAUCACUCGAGGAUGUUUUUGAAAAAAAAAAUUGUAUGGUAGGGAAGAAAGAGAAUUGUAUUACUUACGAGUACAAAUUAUGUUUGACGAGAAUAUAAAUAAAGAUUCAACAUCUUUACUUUAA